This is a messenger RNA of Kluyveromyces lactis, 540 nucleotides long. RefSeq lists its product as uncharacterized. Lineage: Eukaryota; Fungi; Ascomycota; Saccharomycetes; Saccharomycetales; Saccharomycetaceae. The record is from RefSeq and is a predicted model, not a curated record. The transcript has a single exon. Bases 1 to 540 code for a protein of 179 amino acids.
AUGCUACAAACAAUCACCCAAAACCACAAACUUUUGUUACGUAUAGGAGCUGAUUCUGUGAAACCUGUUUUAUAUAGGAGUACAGUGCGGAACAACUCAUGGUGGUCCAAGAUAAUUUAUCCGUUCACCCAGGAAGAGAACAUUUCACCAUCGCAAUCAUAUGUGAAGACAGGGAAGAAUCAGUGUUUUUUACCUAUCAGGAACGACAAUGAAUUGAAUGACGUACUUCUUUUCAACAACCGUCUCCCCUUAAUCUUAAACUUCACCUUUAGAGGAAAUGAGACAUGUAAUAAAUUAACUGGAGCGUUAAACAGGAUUGUACUUUUAGAAACGGAUAAGAGAAUUAAUAUCUGUGAUGUGGAGACUGAUUUCCUAGAAACCAGAGAAGCGAUGUUACGGUUUGGUGUCACACAGAUCCCAACCUUAGUUGCUGUGAGGAAAACUUUCCCGGUAGAUACAUUCACUCAACCGGAUCUCACUUCUCAAGAUGUGAAUUGGCUUCAGUUGAAAACUUGGAUCGAGAAGAAUGCCGAUGAAUGA